Messenger RNA from Cornus florida, 1941 nucleotides. RefSeq names its product arginine-specific demethylase JMJ22. The transcript has 2 exons. Gene Ontology annotation, molecular function: cis-regulatory region sequence-specific DNA binding; protein binding. The record is from RefSeq and is a predicted model, not a curated record. Gene Ontology annotation, cellular component: nucleus. NCBI's taxonomy places the organism in Eukaryota, Viridiplantae, Streptophyta, Magnoliopsida, Cornales, Cornaceae. The coding region runs from base 116 to 1615 and encodes 499 amino acids.
UUGCUCUUUUUUUAUUUAUUUAUUGGAGGAGUGGGAAGGAAGUGGUUCAUAGGUUAGAGUCUGAGACUACCCUCAUUCUGAAUCUCUGAAGCCACACGGAUAUAGCUACCCUACAAUGCAGAAGUGCAAGAACUUGUUGGUAAAACCCACAAAGAGAAAGAGAAUGAAGAUUCACAAAUCUGUUUCAAGAAAGCAAGAAUCCAUACACCGAGUAGCAGAAGAAGAAAUAGAAGAAGGUUUCUGCUUGAAGAACUCAGCUCCAUCACACGCACAUGGGGUCCAACCAUUGGGUAAUCUCUACUUAAACCCAUCCCCACACAACUCAAGAAACACAGGCCUUGGUAAUCUCCAAACCUUGACUGAUGAGCUUGUUCUUGAAAUUCUAGGGUUUUUGGGUGGUACCCAUUUGGGGGUUUUAUCUAUUGUGAGCAAAUCCUUUUAUGUUUUUUGUAAUCAUGAACCACUUUGGAGGAACCUUGUAUUGGAAAAUUAUGAUGGUGGAUUCUUGUAUAAUGGGUCUUGGAGAUCUACCUAUGUUGCUACAUAUAAGCCUUCUUUUGCUGUUUCAAAUAUUGGUUCUUUGGGUUUGAAAGUAAGGGACUUUUAUUCUGAUUAUCUGUUUCAGAGUUGGCUUUGUGCUAACCUUGAAAUGAAACCUGAAUGGCUUGAAAGGGAUAACAUUUCUCGGAGGAAGGGAAUUUCUGUUGAUGAAUUUGUAUUGAAUUUUGAGGAACCAAAUAAGCCGGUGUUGUUGGAAGGGUGUUUGGAUAACUGGCCUGCUCUGGAAAAAUGGGACAGAGAUUAUUUGGUUGAGAUAUGUGGUGAUACUCCAUUUUCGGUUGGGCCGGUGGAAAUGAAGCUUGCAGACUUUUUUAGGUAUUCGGAUCAAGCGCGAGAAGAAAGACCAUUGUAUCUCUUUGACCCAAAAUUUGCAGAAAAAGUUUCAAAAUUGGGGUCAGAAUAUAAUGUUCCAGAGUAUUUUAAUGAGGACUUAUUCGGUGUCUUGGGCAAUGAGAGGCCAGAUUAUAGAUGGAUUAUUAUAGGACCAGUUGGGUCUGGUUCAUCAUUCCACAUUGAUCCUAAUUCAACAUCAGCUUGGAAUGCAGUGAUAAAGGGAUCCAAGAAAUGGGUAUUGUUUCCCCCUGAUGUGGUGCCGCCAGGGGUGCAUCCCAGCCCGGAUGGUGCAGAGGUAGCCUGUCCUGUUUCAAUCGUUGAGUGGUUCAUGAACUUCUAUAAUGCUACAAAGAAAUGGAAAAAGAAACCCAUUGAAUGUGUUUGUAAGGCUGGGGAAGUGAUCUUUGUGCCUAACGGCUGGUGGCAUUUGGUGAUCAACCUAGAAGAUUCCAUUGCCAUUACUCAGAAUUUUGUUAGUAGGAGAAACUUGUUAAAUGUUUUGGAUUUUCUCAAGAGGCCAAAUGCCAGCACACUUGUAUCUGGAACGCGAGACCGUAUAAAUUUGUAUGACAAGUUCAAAAAUGCUAUUGAAGCAUCUUUCCCUGGAACUAUUGAUCAAUUAAUUUCAAAAACAGAGGAGAGAAAGGCACAGCAGGAGAAAAAGUCCUUCUGGGAAUCAGUAACAGAUUCCAAAGCUGGUGCUUUCAAGUUCUCUUUCUAGAGAACGCCCAUGGAAGCCAGAACAACGAGAGGGCCCAGAUACCUACCGAGUUUACAAUCACUUGUGGAAGCCAGAACAAUGAGAAGGCUUCUAUACAGAGGCCACCACAUUCAUUGGAAGUCAAUCGCUUUGAUCCUAAAUUCCAGCUUCCAAAUGGGAAGGCAACUGAAGACAAUUUUGACAUUUGAUAUCUUGAAUUUUAUUCUUUGUUUCAAUUCAAAAAUGAGAGGAAUGAUUUAGAACUGUUGAGAUUGCGUGGUUGAGAUCAUAUUGUUGUAGUUUGAUCAGUUUUCACAAUAUUAUGACAUUUUUGGUUUAGAAGCCUU